AUUAAUUUUUAUUUUAACAUAAUUUAUUUACAAUUAUCUUUUCUUUCAUAAGCUUGCUCACGAAAAAAAAACAGAGUCUAGACCAUAUUAAUACCUAUAGGUAGUAAUCACUAUUAGAAAUGUUAUAAUCGUUCAAUUUCAACUGAUAUGACAAAAUUAGCCUUUAUUAUUAGUUAAGUGAAAAAGUUUAAUAAAUAUAUUUUGAUACUAUAUAUUUUUUGAUUGAGUCUUUAUUUGAUAUUUUAUUAUGUCAGUAUUAGAACCCAAACCGCAAAUUUAUUUCUAUAAACACAGUUUACGAUGUAAAAUUUCUUGAAAUGCAGCCAAAAGAAUAAGCACACAAUCUUCCUAAAAUAACUCCCGGACAGUUUAGUUUCACGCUAACGCUUUAGCACAUUGCUGAUAUACCGGUUGUAAUAAGUUUUUACUUCUAUUAUUAUGAGUGCUGACGCCGCAACUUUACCUUGCCCUAUAUGUUUGCACUUAGGAGUUUUUGAUAAUGCACAAUCUCUUAAAGAUCGACUUAUCUUCGUAUCAACUAACAAGAUUUUGUGUCCCGUUUGUCAAGAGGAAGUUUCUGGCUUAGAUAAACUAACCAUACAUUUAUUUAGUCAUGUGAAGCCUUUACCAACACCUGAACACUCUGAAAAAAGAAUAUCGAUUCCACCUAAGAAUAAGGAAACGACGUCAGAGCAGCAAAGGAAAACGAAAUCCAUAUCCAAAAAUAAAACAACUACAGUGACGACACCAAUGAAGUAUGUUAAAAUUUAUCCAAAGCUACCAGUUUUAGCUUUAAAUACUGUGCCAAUUGUGGAAAUAUCCGAAGGUACAAAUAUUAAUGUUCAUAGCAAGAACUCACUUUACAUACCAGCUGUUAAAACGGAAGGAACGUUAGUGCAAACAAAUAAUAAGUGUAAUAUAUGUGGACUGCAGUUUGUGGAUACUGAUAUUCUGCGGAUGCACAAAUGUUUAAUUCACAACAUUGAUGAUACUUCACAUAUUACGUUUACUCGCUAUAAUUGUCAUUUGUGUACUAAACAUUUUAAAAUGCGAGGAUCUUUGAUGGUUCAUUUACGAGUAGCACAUUAUGGAUUUCUCUCUAAUAAUAACUCAGCGCACAAUAAUAACAAAGACAGAAAAGAAGUAAACGAAAGCACAUUUUUAGAGAAUAAAUCUUCAGAGAUAGACCGAAAUGAUGGUAAACAAUGGCAAUGCGAUGUGUGUCGAAAAUGUUUUACAACAAAAUAUUUCCUCAAGAAACAUAAACGACUUCAUACAGGAGAAACUCCUUAUGCGUGUACUCAAUGCAAUAAAACGUUUACGUUUCAACAGUCUUAUCAUAAACACCUUUUGUACCACAAUGAUGAAAAACCUCAUACUUGUAAUUUUUGUGGUCGAGCAUUUAAGGAGCUCUCGACUUUGCAUAACCAUCAACGGAUUCACACAGGCGAAAAACCUUUUGCGUGUGAAACAUGUGGUAAAUGUUUUAGGCAAAGGGUAUCUUAUCUCGUUCAUCGACGCAUACACACCGGUGCUAUGCCAUAUAAAUGUACUGCAUGUAAUAAAAGUUUCAGAUACAAAGUAUCCCAGAGAACGCAUAAAUGCUUAGUUCAACCACCAGGUACUGUGGUUCGAAAAGUGGGAGAACUAGUAGAAAAAUUAAAAAAGAAACAGGGAACAGAAAAUAUUACUAAAAGCCAUAAUAUCGAGAAUAAUACAACACACGAAACUACCAAUUAUGAGGUUUCAGAAGUAAACGCAGAGUUAGUUCGAAGUGGAGCGAAAUUGUCAUUAGAAGAUAUGGAAUCCGAAAAUUUUACUAUAAUUUCAGAAAACUUUAAUGAAAAUGGUAUGGUAUGCGCUAGUUAUCCAACAUCGACAGUCGACACCGCAUCGGAUGAGAAAAAUACGGAUGAAUUGAGACCGAUCAUAGAUGAUCUUAUUGAUACAGUCCCCGUUAACGAUAAAAGUAUUCCGUCACCUUCAGACAUUUUAAAAAAUUUAUGUCUAUCUAACGAGGAAGAAUUUGAUAUAAAUAAAGAUUUAAAUGAUUUUUUAAAUAGUUAAAAUAAACUAAUUAAAAAGGUAAAUUAUGAUUCUACGAACAAAUGCGUAAAAAUUUGACGUAAGAUUUUAAGUAUAGAAACCAAGAAGCUUAUAGUGUUUUGUAUAAGCUUCUUGAUAGAAACCUAAAUACUUGCGCUUAAUUCUGUGUCACUAUACAAAAAACUACUAAAUACUAACUAUACUGAAGCACUUCCAUUACAUUAAAUUUAUUACUACUACAAAAUAAGCUACUAAAAUUGCUAUUGAUAAAAUCUUUGGUUAUUAAUAUAAGUAUUUUUCAAACUCGUGACAAAAUUACGUAUAUAAAAAUAAUUGUUAUAAAAUGUUA
This is a messenger RNA of Melitaea cinxia (Glanville fritillary), 2395 nucleotides long. RefSeq names its product zinc finger protein 354B. Gene Ontology annotation, biological process: regulation of immune system process; negative regulation of transcription by RNA polymerase II; regulation of cytokine production. NCBI's taxonomy places the organism in Eukaryota, Metazoa, Arthropoda, Insecta, Lepidoptera, Nymphalidae. The transcript has 4 exons. The record is from RefSeq and is a predicted model, not a curated record. Bases 439 to 2067 code for a protein of 542 amino acids.